Molecule: messenger RNA, 1506 nt
Organism: Naegleria gruberi
Lineage: Eukaryota; Heterolobosea; Eutetramitea; Acrasida; Naegleriidae
Exons: 1
Coding region: 1-1506 (501 amino acids)
Source: RefSeq, a predicted model, not a curated record
AUGAGUGCAGUGACUAUGAGGAGGAAGAAUAUGAACCGCAUCGAGUUGGUUCCUCAAAGAAGUGCUGCUACAAAUGGUGGUGGUGGUGGUUGUGGUGUUGGACUUAAUUCAUCUUGUGUGCUAUCGCCAACCAAUAAUGCAACAUCGCCUACUAAUAAUACAACAAUAGUGAUGGGUGAGGGAACAACAUCUAAGGGUGGUAUGAUUAGUUCUGCGAGAGGAAGUAAUCAAGAUAAGAAAAACUCUCCCUCUAAUCAAAAUAGACCAUCUACGACUAGUUCGAUAUUUUCAAUGACAUCUUCUGUAAAGUCUGCAAAGAUUGUUGAGAGUAGAAGUUCUCUUAUCAAGAAGGCCAAUGAUCGUUUUGCACACAAGAAAAUGUCCAUCUCUGAUAGAAAUUCAACAUUCCCUGGAGUUAAUGAGUACAGAUUUGCAAAGGAGAAGGAAGAUAUUAUGGAAUCUGUGCUCGAUAAGAUUAACAAUCUCUCCAAUCAUUCGUACUUUACUGGCUCUGAUGAUGGAAAAUCUCAAAAGAGCUCAGACCUCUUCAUCAUGGGCAAAGCUCCAAGUGUCUCACAAUCUCAACAAUCGACUGAAUCUCAACUCUCCUCACAAUCUCAAUAUCAAAGACAAUAUAUUGAAUGGAAAAAUGCAAAAGAAAUCAAUGAGAGCAGUAAGCAAAUUGCAGAAACUAUCAAGAAAAGAGAAGGACAUGUUCCAUUUGGUACUUUUGGAGUGUUCCAAACUGGUAACUCAAUAUAUAAGAGGGACUUUAUUACAGAGGAUGCUCUGAAGAAGAGAAUGAAUGAAAUUGAAAUUGAGGAGAGAGGAAGUUAUGUUUUGAAUAAUCCAUGGGAGAAGAAUGAUGACGAUGAAGUAGCAGACGAAGAAAACAAUAAGGAAGACUCUCCAAUAGCUGAACAAACAGCGAAUGCUGAAGAGAACCAUAGACAAACAUCAGAGAAUGAAGGAAACAAUAACUCGAGGGCCUGUACUCCUAUGGAUAUUGACAAGAGAAGUUCGAGCUCUGGCUCUGCGCAAGAGGAAGAUCCUAUUGAAAUUAUUGGAGAGGAACCACAUCCAGAAGGACAGUCAGUGGCCAUGAUCAAUGUAACAAAACCAACAGACUUUGAUGCUGCAUCUGUGUUUAGCUGUAGUACUCAUCACAGUCUAUACUCGAGAAGAUAUGCACCUUCAACAUGUUCAUCAACAUUUAGUACAGGGAAAAAGGGUAUUAAGGGUGGUAAAGCCAAAUAUAUGCCUAGACCUAUGGCUUCCUCGCUGAUAGAGCCUCGAUUAAAAACAUCGAGUUCUGCUCAUUCAUCCAAUUCCCAAACACCACCUCCAACAUCACCUUCUUCCUCCACCACUCUUUCCAAAUCUCUCAAUAUUGAUGAUGUGCGUAAAAACUUUACUCCAAUUUCUUCUAGGCAUAAUUUCCCCCAAGGUAGAAAGAAUACUUUCAAUUCGAUCAUAAGAUCGAGUGAUGUACUGUCCACCAACUAA